Messenger RNA from Punica granatum (pomegranate), 3148 nucleotides. The record is from RefSeq and is a predicted model, not a curated record. Lineage: Eukaryota; Viridiplantae; Streptophyta; Magnoliopsida; Myrtales; Lythraceae.
UAUAGAGAGAGAGAGAGAGAGAGAGAGAGAGAGAGAGAACGCAAUUCAGACACAGACAGACAGAGCGGGGCUGUAGGUUCGUCGUUGCGAGAGCAGAGUUCAAAGGUCAGCGAGGAAUGCCAUACGUUGCCUCUGAAUACAGAACGUUGCUUCAGGUUGUAUGACGAAGUUUCAGCUGUGACAGCGCAGUUUUCGAGGAAGCUAGUGGCAUAAUUUGCUUAAAGUUGGAAGAAUAGGUUGCUAUUAUUCAAUGGUUUUAUCAACAUAGUUUUUCCCGACAGCGGUAUUACAGGAUGCUGAAAAUGCAAGCACAAUGCCUGUCCAUCACCGACUCCAGAAGCCUAUGCAAUCACCUUGUCCCUGUCCCCCUCAAUUUGCGGUUCUUUUGCAAGUUAUCAUCCCCUGCAUCAGUAGCCACUUCAUCUCAGCCUAAACCAUUCUGUAAAGGCAGGUGGCCCAAUAAGUUUGGGAUCUCUUACAACCAAAGGAAAAGGAAUAGCAUCUCAUUGCACCUUUCAGCUGCGGCAGCAGUGCCACCUCCUGCACCUCCCACAACCGAACUAGAUGACGAGGGGAAGGGGCCCAACCCAAAGAGGCUGUGGAGGAGAUUUUGGAAGGUGGCAGCUCCCUAUUGGUGGUCAGAUGACAGAGUCCAAGCUCGUCUACAGCUUGCAGCUGUUUUUGCACUCACUUUAGGCACUACUGGAAUCAGCGUUGGUUUCAGUUUUCUCGGGCGCGACUUCUACAAUGCUCUUGCCAAUAAGGAUGCUGAUCAGUUUGCAAAGCAGCUAUUGUACUAUUUGGGUGGUUUUGCUGGAGGUAUUCCGUUUUUUGUGUUGAGAGAUUAUGCAAGAGAAACUCUCUCACUGAGAUGGAGAUCUUGGAUGACUAGCUAUUACAUGGAACGGUAUCUGAAGAAUAGAACAUUUUACAAAAUCCAAUCCCAAUCUAUUAUCGACAACCCAGACCAACGGAUUGUUGAUGAUCUCAGUUCAUUCACAGGGACAGCGCUGUCUUUUUCUUUGACACUAUUUAAUGCUGCAGUUGACUUGAUAUCUUUCAGCAACAUCCUCUAUGGCAUUUAUCCUCCAUUAUUUGUUGUUCUUCUUGUCUAUUCGAUUGGUGGAACAGCUAUCAGUGUUUUCCUCGGGAAGGAUCUUGUUACUCUGAAUUUCUUGCAAGAGAAGAAAGAAGCAGAUUUUCGUUAUGGACUUGUACGACUUCGAGAGAAUGCUGAAUCCAUUGCUUUCUAUGGUGGUGAGGAAAACGAAUUGCAACUUCUUCUCCAGCGCUUCAAUAGUGCUUUUGAAAAUUUAACUCAACUAUUAAUAUCAUCUAGGAACUUGGAGUUCUUCACGAAUGGCUAUCGCUACCUCAUCCAGAUUCUUCCUGCUGCUGUAGUCGCUCCCAUGUAUUUUUCAGGGAAAAUUGAGUUUGGGGUUAUAAAUCAAUCAGUUUCGGCUUUCAAUCACAUCCUUGGAGAUUUCUCCUUGAUCGUUUAUCAGUUCCAAGCUAUCAGUGCCUUUUCAGCUGUCAUUGAUCGUCUAGGUGAAUUCGAGGAUAUCCUUGAUAGUAGCAGCAAGUCUCCUUCUGAAUCCUCUGAAGAGAUUUCUCUUGUGUACUCUCGUAUGAAUGAUUCACCCACCUUGGAGCCCAAUGGAACUGUUCUGAAGAAGAAGUCUCAGAAAUUGCUAGAUAUUGAGAAUUUAACCCUGCAGACACCUACAAGUAAAGCAACACUUAUCACGGACUUAUCAUUGCAAGUCAACUGCCAUGAACAUUUGCUGGUAACUGGACCUAGUGGAAGUGGCAAGACUUCAUUGUUAAGGGCUCUGGCAGGCCUCUGGAAUACUGGGAGAGGAAAAAUACAAUUCUAUAUAGAUGAUGUCGGAGUAGCCCAAUCUUCCUCAGAGCUUGAGGAGACCUCUAUGAAAUUCUCUAAAGAGGUCUUCUUUCUUCCUCAAAGGCCAUAUAUGAAUUUGGGAACUCUGAGUCGGCAAUUGCUUUAUCCUUCAUGGGCUGAAGAUGUUGCCCCUGCAUUAAAUAACCUUGAGCCACCAGUUACGCUACCUUUCUUGGUGAGGGGAUUAGAUUCCAAAGAUGCAAGUAGAAAGCCUAAGCAGCCUACAACAGAUGAGCUAAUUAAAGUUUUGGAGGAUGUUCGCCUGGGUUACAUAUUAUCGCGUUUUAAUGGCCUGGACUCCACGCAUGAGUGGUCCAGUGUUCUUUCCCUGGGUGAACAACAACGCCUUGCUUUUGCACGCCUUUUGCUAUCCAAACCAAAGUUGGUGUUAUUGGAUGAAUCAACUAGUGCACUUGAUGAAGCCAACGAGGCUCACCUGUACGGGCUGAUCAGAGCAGCGGGAAUAACAUACAUAAGCAUCGGCCACCGGAGGACCCUCUAUGACUACCACUGUAACUGCUUGCAUAUAUCCGCCGCAGAUUCUAACACCUGUCGGCCCAACUGGAGCAUCAAUCCCAUCAAUGAAGACACCCCAGUCAACUUAUCAAAGUCAUAGGAUCAUCUCAGGAGACUCUUAACCUGGUCCAGGCAUCUUUACUUUCGUCACAACUCAAAUUUGAUACGUAGCUCAAGCAUGAAACAUAUUGAAGUUGAUAGCAGUGAUCGUUUCCUUCAGGCAUGUACAGCCCAAUUUGAUCUGUAUCAGUAGUGAAUGAGCAAAUAUUUUGUACUGGUUGGAGGGGAUAAAGACCUGCAUGCAACACUAGGAUUGGCAAUGGGAUUGUCGGGGAGAAAAGUCCAUGAUCUUGGAUUGUGUCCACGAGUGACUCUGGCUUUGGGUGCGGAAGGGAGGUCGGGAGGUGUUCCCGGAUUUUCCCUCCGAUGAUUAAGUUAGCCUCCGGGUAUAUGGUGAGGUGGAGAGAAUCUGUAUAGGGUUGUGUGUCUUAUCUUUUCUUAGGGAGUGACGUUACCCUAUAUAGGCUCAUGGAAUAUGGAUGAAGGGGGAUCGGGCCUCUCUCCUUUGCCUCGUGGGCUUAUAAGAUUUACAAAUGGGCCUGUUGGAUUAUGGGCCAUGAUGGUUACCAGUUGGACUUCUCGAAGGCUGGCUUUAUGCCCCCAACAGGGAUAUUUGUGGGUAGGACCUAUGUUCUAGUUUAUAGUGAAACGCGAAUUACUUCUCAAUCA